Schistosoma mattheei is the source of this 1086-nucleotide messenger RNA. The record is from the annotation of a GenBank genome assembly. NCBI's taxonomy places the organism in Eukaryota, Metazoa, Platyhelminthes, Trematoda, Strigeidida, Schistosomatidae.
AAAAAACGUUGGCAUGAGAUUAACAACUAGAAUAAUGGGAUUACACUUGAUGAUAACCUGACUGAUUCGAAACUGAGCAAAUGUUAGCAGCCUUAUCUUCAGCCAUUCAAGGUUUGAAGCUGAACCUUUACGACGAAGCUUGAACUAUGAUGCAUUUUGAGCUUUUUUUCCAAGACAAAAGAUUAUCAACCAUCUGACCGAUUUGAACCACUUGAACCACAAUUCGACCUCGAGUCAAGGAUUCUAUUUGAACCAUUUCAUAAGUAGGACCAAUUCUCGCGAUAAAAGAAGUAGUUCACUAUUUUCUCUAAAUACACCAAUGACAUCUGUGAUAAUACAAAAACUCAAAAAAGCUCAGCAACAAGGAAAACAAGAUAAUCGGACUAUACAGAGGUCGGUCGGACGAAAUAUCAGUGAAUUGGAAAGAGAAGAAAAAGAUUUGGAAGAUUUAAUAAGAAGCGCUGCCAGGCAAAACGACAGAGGAGCUUGUGCUAUGUUAGCACAAGAGUUAACUAAGAUUCGUGCUUUAAAGUCUAGAAACUCUCGUUUUGCAGACCACAUGAACAUUGUGCAGAAAAAACAAACAACUUCGCUGUACGCAGCCAAAUAUGGAGAAUCACUUGAAGCGGCUGCAACCACCAUGAAGAAUUUCAACAAGGUUAUGGACAAAACGAAGGUCCCUGAUCAACUUAAACAGUUCGAUAGGGAAGAAUUAAAAAUGGAUAUGUCUGAAGAUACCUUAGACACCAUGCUAUCUUCACUAUGCGAAUCUGAAGAGGAGGACGUUGAUGAGUACAUAACAAAAAUUUUAAGUGAACCACAAAGUCACGUACCUGAUGUGUGGCCCUCUGUUCCUGAUACAACUUUAGGAAAGUCCAGUUCCAUCUCCAGAAAAUUCCGUGACAACAUAGUUUAAUAACAUUUGUGCAAGUAUACACACUUUUUGGUCCCUCUAAGCAAAAGCGUUCCAAAAAUGCAUCUACAACUGUGUACUCCUUUGAAACGAACUUCAGAAGAUUCUUGUCUUCCUUACAAUUAAAGUUUUGACUUUAUGAUUCAAAAUAAUAAACGAAAUUUCAAUAUAAA